CGCGGUGCGGCGGGGGCCGGGGCCGACCGCGCGUGAUGCGGCGGCGGCGGCGGUGAGGCCGCCGGGGGAGGGGGCGGGCGGCGCGCGAGGCGCUCAUAAAUGGCGCCCAAGCAGGACCCCAAGCCCAAGUUCCAGGAGGGUGAGCGAGUGCUGUGUUUCCACGGACCUCUCCUGUAUGAAGCAAAGUGUGUAAAGGUUGCCAUAAAGGACAAGCAAGUGAAGUACUUUAUCCAUUACAGUGGCUGGAAUAAAAAAUUCUUCAAAUAUUCAUGCCAUCUUGGUUUCCUUCACAGACAGAAAUCAGAGCUCUUCUUCUUACACUGGGAUGAAUGGGUUCCGGAAAGCAGGGUGCUCAAAUACGUGGAUACCAAUUUGCAGAAACAAAAAGAACUUCAAAAGGCCAACCAGGAACAAUAUGCAGAGGGGAAGAUGAGAGGUGCUGCUCCGGGCAAGAAGACAUCUGGUCUGCAGCAGAAAAAUGUUGAAGUAUUUUUCAGACGAGAUGGAGCGCAUACUGUUUGCUGUUUGGAGACCCCUACAAUAUCGACGCGGAAAACAAAAAAGAACAAACAGAAAACUCCUGGAAUUGGAGAAGGGAGCAGUACCAGUGAGACUCCUCAGCCUCCUAGGAAGAAGAGAGCUCGAGUAGAUCCAACAGUGGAAAGUGAAGAAACAUUUAUGAACAGAGUUGAAGUAAAGGUGAAAAUCCCAGAAGAGCUGAAACCAUGGCUGGUAGAUGACUGGGACUUGAUCACCAGGCAAAAGCAGCUCUUCUAUCUUCCUGCCAAGAAGAAUGUUGACUCUAUUUUAGAGGAUUAUGCAAACUACAAGAAAUCACGAGGAAAUACUGAUAACAAGGAGUAUGCAGUCAAUGAAGUUGUGGCUGGAAUUAAGGAAUACUUCAAUGUCAUGCUGGGAACACAGCUGCUGUACAAGUUUGAGAGGCCCCAGUAUGCUGAGAUCUUAGCAGAUCACCCAGACGCUCCUAUGUCUCAAGUCUAUGGUGCCCCACAUCUACUGAGGCUAUUUGUACGGAUCGGAGCUAUGCUUGCUUACACACCUCUUGAUGAGAAGAGUCUGGCUUUGCUGUUAAACUAUUUGCAUGACUUCUUAAAGUACUUAGCAAAGAACUCCUCUGCAUUGUUUAGUGCCAGUGACUAUGAAGUAGCCCCUCCCGAGUAUCAUCGGAAAGCAGUAUAAUGGUGUGCUGCUCUGCAACAGUGAUCAUGGAUGGGAUCCUUGUAAUACUGUCCACUUCUACGUCUUGUUCUUCACCCUUCUAUUGCACAUGUCUAUUGCACAGACUAUGUAAACAUAAAGUGAAUAAAGUUGUGUGUUUAAUAUGGAGCUGGCAUCUUUAAGUUCUGAAAACUUUCUUGUACUGAAAUGGAUGCUUGGAGUUUAGUGGAAACUCUUGGUGUUUCUGGCUUGCUACUGUUUGCAUCAGUGGAAUGUAAAAAGAAUGCAGUUGUAUUUCAUUGUAUGAACUCCUCAGUGCUCAUGGGUCUGACACUAAGAUGUGCCUAACGAAUCUGCUUUAUGGCAUAGCAAUGACAAAUCCAGACUCAGACCCAUGAGGGUUGUGAUCACCUAGUUGUGGUGCUAUUAGUCUGAAUCAAACCCAUUUACUUUCUUGGUGUUGGAAGUAAAAUGUUUGGUCCAUAAAUGUAUGUUUUUGUUUAGGUGGUUGAAGGACUGUGAGUUUUUAUAUUCUAACAGUAGAAAAAUGCAUUAUAUUGUAGUGUCUUGGAAGUGUUGGUCUCUUACAGAGCUGUUUUACAAAUCUUCAAAUAAACUUUUUUAAUUUCAA
Messenger RNA from Oxyura jamaicensis (ruddy duck), 1810 nucleotides. It is a transcript of the gene MORF4L1, whose product is annotated as mortality factor 4 like 1. The record is from RefSeq and is a predicted model, not a curated record. Lineage: Eukaryota; Metazoa; Chordata; Aves; Anseriformes; Anatidae. Gene Ontology annotation, cellular component: nucleus; NuA4 histone acetyltransferase complex. The transcript is spliced from 14 exons. Bases 100 to 1200 code for a protein of 366 amino acids. Gene Ontology annotation, biological process: regulation of DNA-templated transcription; chromatin organization.